Oikopleura dioica is the source of this 231-nucleotide messenger RNA. The record is from the annotation of a GenBank genome assembly. Lineage: Eukaryota; Metazoa; Chordata; Appendicularia; Copelata; Oikopleuridae.
AUGGUCGUUUCCACCUGGCUGAUGGUGAGCAUCGUCCGCGCUCUGCUUGGAUACGAAGACUUCGACGAACCCAGCUACUCCGAAUACGUUUCUCCGCUUGAGUUCAUGGCUGUCGCCUUUUCCGGCAUCAAACAAAAGGUCUUUCUUGGAGCUCAAGCUCAAGAACGGAUCUUCCAAAAUGACGAGGCGGAGAAUAAUGAUGAUGAUGAUGAUCAACUGCACGAACUUUGA